This is a messenger RNA of Neoarius graeffei (lesser salmon catfish), 3092 nucleotides long. RefSeq names its product RanBP-type and C3HC4-type zinc finger containing 1 (gene rbck1). Gene Ontology annotation, cellular component: LUBAC complex. The coding region runs from base 637 to 2037 and encodes 466 amino acids. Gene Ontology annotation, molecular function: ubiquitin-protein transferase activity; ubiquitin binding. Gene Ontology annotation, biological process: protein linear polyubiquitination; positive regulation of canonical NF-kappaB signal transduction; proteasome-mediated ubiquitin-dependent protein catabolic process. The record is from RefSeq and is a predicted model, not a curated record. Lineage: Eukaryota; Metazoa; Chordata; Actinopteri; Siluriformes; Ariidae. The transcript is spliced from 13 exons.
AAAACGCAGCUGAAACGCGUCUGCCCUCGGUAGUAAACAACUGUUCAUAUUUUUUUCAUAAUUAUUUCAUUUGAAGAAAUGAAAGACGAAAAUAUUUGUAUUUAAUAAAGAAAAGAGGCGAUAUGUGGGACAAAUGUUAAAUAAUAACGAAUGAAUAUUAAGUCCCAGAUUUUUGAAGAUUAAAAAUGCCUGCUGUUACGCAGUUCCAGUAAGCUAUUAAAAUUAAUUCAGCACACAAGUCUGUAUUCAGUUAAUCACUUUAAGGGUUAUUUCAUGAUGGUAAGAGUUAACUAGAUUAUCUCUUACUGUAGUAAGAGUUAAUCUAGCAGUGGGUGUUUUGUCUUCCACUGACGUCUCAUCAGAAGCUCAUCUACUUCCUCAAAUGUUACUUUCUUUCACUUUUCGUUUUGGUGGAGCUCAAACUACAGAAAGAAACGUAAAUUACACAUUUGUAUAAAGAUUAAAGCAUGGCUGUGCCCUACACCACUGGCAACUUGAGGAAAGUCUGAUAUUUGUGAUGUGUGAAUCCCAGCGGAGGAAACGGCUCAGUCUCUCAGUGAGGCCAUCAAUACAGGAGACAAAGCCGAGGCCAUCCGAUGUGUAGAGCAGCUCCUUACACUGAAUGUGCCUGUGUGUAUGCAACUUUCUCCGGAGGCCUAUUCCCAAGAGUGCAUCAGGUUGAGAGUUGGUGUUGAGGAUGCGCUAUCUGAUGCCUACAUCACGAUGCUGGUGACUCCUGGCAUGAUGAUCUCAGAACUGAAACAGAAGGUUAAUCGAGACUAUGGCUUCCACCCGUCACAACAGUGCUGGAUCAUAGGAAAGCGUUUUGCUAAGGAUGGAGACACUCUACUCAGCCACAAUGUGACCAGUGAUGAUGAUCUGGCAUUUCUCUUCAUCAGGUCUGCCCAUUCUGCCAAUCUUAGCCGUGAACAGCAGAAACAAGAGGAGCAGGACAGGAAGAUAGGCGGUAUAAUUGAGAACAUUGAGGUGCUCAGUAGAGGUCCAGCAGAAUUGGGAGCACGACGCAAAGAACCUCAAGUGUCUCCUGUACCAAAACCUCACCCAAAGCCUCCUCCUAAACCAGUGAUAGGAUGGACGUGUUUGCUUUGCACAUAUGUGAACAAACCCACACGACCAGGGUGUGCAAUGUGCAGUGCUGAGAGACCAGAAAACUAUAAAAUCCCAGAUAUAUACAAACCAGAUGAAGAGGAAACACGCAGACUUCAGCAAGAAGAGCUGGCCAGUCUACAGUAUGAACAGAGCAUCGUUGAGGAGAGGGAGAAGAAUUUUCUCAGUCUGCUGGAGACAGACAAUCAUGACCUGGUUAGUAACACAGAGGAGAUUUCCUGCCCCAUCUGCUGUGAUGAGGUCCUGGCAGGAGAGGGCGCCACUCUCCGAGAGUGUCUUCACAGCUUCUGCAGAGAAUGUGUGAAGAUGACCAUUCUGAACUGUGUGGAUGCAGAAGUGGCGUGUCCUUAUGCAGACGGGGAGUACUCCUGUGACUGCAAGCUUCAAGACCGAGAGAUUAAAACACUCCUGUCACCUGAUGAGUACCAGAAGUUUUUGGAGAUGAGGCUGAGUAUUGCUGAGUCACGCAGUGAGAACAGUUACCACUGUAAAACCCUGGACUGCCCCGGCUGGUGCAUAUUUGAAGACGAUGUCAACGAAUUUGCUUGUGACAUCUGCAAUGAGACGAACUGCCUCCUCUGCAAGGCCAUUCAUAAAGGCAUGAACUGUAAAGAGUACCAAGAUGACCUUCGCCUCAGAGCAGAGAAUGAUGUUGCAGCCAAAAAAACCACAGACACACUACAGAUGAUGUUGCAGAAUGGAGAAGCCAUGUACUGUCCUAAAUGCAAAGUGAUCAUCCAGAAGAAAGAUGGUUGUGACUGGAUCUGCUGCCUCAUGUGUAAGACGGAAAUCUGUUGGGUGACCAAACAAGCCAGAUGGGGUCCUCAGGGUACUGGAGAUGUCUCAGGUGGAUGCAGAUGUCGCAUCAGUGGCGUCCCUUGUCACCCAAAUUGUCAAAACUGUCACUGAUCUCUAAUCUACCCUGUUAGGACACAUUAUAUUUCCACUAACCAUUACUGGAGUAAGGAAGUAACCUUUUCUGUAACGAGCAGACUGAAACUAUUGAUCCGUAAGCAUAAUACAAUCAGUUUAAUUGGUGGAAGUAUGAAUCAUCAGUUGGGUAUGUGAUCAGGCUUCAUAACCUUUACAUGAACUGUUUACCAAAAAAAAAAAGGCUCAUCUUUGCCAGAUGUGUUAUGAGGCUACACAUAUAACCAAAUUGUUUUUGGAUAAUGACCAAAGCAGAUCUUGCACAUUAAGGAUUAUGGCACUAAGAUUUUAGAUAUUAGAUAGACUAGAGUAUUUUUGUAGCAUUGCUGUAUUGAAUAUGCAAAUGAGGAAGGUAGUUGUAUGCUAGUUAAUUACAGAAUUUUUUUUUGUUUGGGGGGGGAGAUUUUCCCCAUCUUCACUUGUAAAUUCCCACCCACUAGCCAGCUCUACCUGUGUCAUAAGAGAGCUGCCAACCAAUAAUGUAGCAUGAAGCCUAACCUAUGCUUCCUUUGAGACACAUGAAGCCAGGUAACUGCAUCUUUUCAAACUGAUGUCACAGGGCAGUGUAAUGCACUUGGAGGAAAGGACCGUCUACACUCUUCUGCAUCCAUGAGCCACAACAGAUUGAGGGGGUGGGGGGAGUGUAUGCCAUCCCUCCCACCCAGAAAGCACAGCCAAUUUUGUUUUCUUUACUCCUGACCAUGGAUGGCUACAGCAUCAUCGGGAUUUGAACUUGUAAUCUCCUGAUAAUAUUGUGCCAUUCAGUAGCUUUGGAUAUUAAACUUCUGCAUUAUUCUAUAAAUAUGCAAUUUAAUUAUACGGGUGCAUAUGAAGUUAGCUUUCAAAUAAAGUUAUGCUAAAACAAAAAUAAACUAAAGUUAACCAUUUAAAAGGUAAGCAUGCAGUACAUAUCCAACAUUUUAAUGAUGCAUUAAUAUCUGUAAAUUAUGAAAUGUGAAUGUCAAUGUACAUCAUGUGUAUAAACUGACUGGAUCUUCCAGAACAUCUGCAAUAAUAAUCACUUGUGACACAUU